Molecule: messenger RNA, 1105 nt
Organism: Salvelinus namaycush (lake trout)
Lineage: Eukaryota; Metazoa; Chordata; Actinopteri; Salmoniformes; Salmonidae
Product: P2Y purinoceptor 2-like
Exons: 1
Coding region: 35-1105 (356 amino acids)
Biological process (GO): G protein-coupled receptor signaling pathway
Cellular component (GO): plasma membrane
Molecular function (GO): G protein-coupled receptor activity
Source: RefSeq, a predicted model, not a curated record
AAUAGCCUGCAUACCCCAUACAUCCCAUCCUAAAAUGAACAGCACAGUGUCUCCGUCCGUGUUGCCUCUGGACAACAGAAGUCUCUCUGAGUCCUGUACAGUGGAACCCCAACAUGUGUCCAUCACUGUUUUCCUCCUCCUGGUUGUCCUGGUUGGUUUCUUCCUCAACAGUUUCAGUCUGUGGGUCUUCUGCUGCCGUAUACCGCAGUGGAGCUCUGGUACUGUCCUGCAGUUUCAUUUGGCUGUCAGUGACGCUGUUAUCACACCAGUUGCACCAUUAAUGGCAACAUACUUUGUUAUGGGUAGCCACUGGCCGUUUGGAGCUUUUCUGUGCAAGCUGAAGAUUGCCUUGCUGAGCAUUCACUUCUAUGGCAGUAUCAUGUUCCUAACACUCAUCAGCAUUCAUCGAUACGUGGCAGUUGUCCAGUUUAAAAGGGGCUCCUGUAUGAAACGAAAGGCGUUUGUUCAGAAUCUGUGUGCUGGAGUCUGGCUGGUUUUGCUGGCUAAGGGGAUUGCCUGUUUCUUCUCAUUAAACACAAGCCCAAUGGGAAACCGCACACAAUGUCUCAGCAUUCAUCAGGAAAAAUACAUUGACGUCUACUUCGCCAUCAACUUCGUUAUGCUCAUCCCUGGGUUCCUGCUGCCUCUCUCAGUAGCAGUGACCUGCUAUGUUCAGCUAGCAAGAUCAAUGUCUCGCAUGAAUAUCAACAUGUCCAAGGGCCGUGAUAUAAAGGCCAAGUCACGUAAAAUGGUGGCCAUGUGUCUGGUGAUAUUUGCACUGUGCUUCACGCCUCUGAACGUGAUACGAACUGUGGCUGUCAUAUUAAAGAAGUACUUUCCAGAACAAUGCAGUCUUCUCCUGCAGGUGGAGACUGCAUACUAUGUAUCCUGGAUUUUGGCUGGAGCAAACUGCUGCCUGGACCCAUUGCUUUAUUGUUUUGGAUCACACAACUUUGUCAAGGCUAUUCAUAGGUCUCUCAGAAAAUUUGAUGUCAAGUUUAAAAAAGACCCGGCCACAAAUGACCAGAUCAUCUAUGAUACUGCUAUUGAUUCUCCCUCCAUUGCCUUAGAAGACAUCCACACCCAGCAUUCGAACACGUCUUGA